Messenger RNA from Cyclopterus lumpus (lumpfish), 3176 nucleotides. RefSeq lists its product as uncharacterized. Gene Ontology annotation, biological process: proton motive force-driven mitochondrial ATP synthesis. Bases 329 to 1942 code for a protein of 537 amino acids. Lineage: Eukaryota; Metazoa; Chordata; Actinopteri; Perciformes; Cyclopteridae. The record is from RefSeq and is a predicted model, not a curated record. The transcript is spliced from 5 exons. Gene Ontology annotation, molecular function: proton-transporting ATP synthase activity, rotational mechanism.
UACGUGAUGAAACCUGUAGAAAAGUAACUGUCACUCUGUACCAGACAGUCCGCUACAAACCAGCUCUUAUAAUUACAGUGUUGAAGUCCGUUGCUAAAUUAUACAAGCAAUACUUAAAGGUUUAAAUUUGAGAUAUUUGUUCAGGCUUCUGACGAGCCACCUAAAGGGGUCCUUUAACGGCAACAGUUAACCAUGGUUACGACCCAUGUGAACGUGUCGUAAAAGUUGAAACUCCUGAGAUGUCACUUUACGUUAUUGUUUGUCGCGGUCACAACUUUCCCGUUCUGACUUUUAGGAACAUGCUUUCUACCUGAUUGACUGUGGAAACAUGAGCUCUGAGGUGUGCCCAUUCUGCGGGAAAACGUACAAAAGGUUGAAGAGCCACCUGCCACAUUGCAAGGCAGCAGCAGCGAGCUCCAAAACACCUCCGACCAAACAGGAUGUCACGGUGACUCGGACGUCACCGUCUUCUCGGCCGAUCGCUGCCUCGUGCGAACCGGCAGCAAAGUCCACGCAGACGUUGUCGGUGACGUCAAGUCCACAAUCGAAGAAGAGUGAGAAGACGUCUGCGGUAUCAUCAGCAGCGAUGCGGCCGCCACCGUCGCUGGAUUCGGCAUCCCUUCCACCGUCAACGAAGAAGAGGAAACAGAAGCUGUCCGAACAAAUCAAGACCGCCAACGUGCCCUCCUCCUUCACCGAUUCCCUCACCUCCGCCCCAUCGCUACCUCUGUCUCCCACCAUCCUUAAACCCAAAAAGCAGAGUCUCCGUGUGUUGAUAGAAGCUGCAAAGUCCGAACAGGUUUCUAAGGGAUCACUGGCGGGAACUGGAUCUGCCUCAAGCGACCCGCCUUCCGGUUCGGCUCCAUUUGUGGCUGAUCCUCUAAGGUCCAGAGCCGCGGCUGAGACGGGGACCAAAUGCGACCGAGACUCGGUAAAAGAUGACGCCCUCCCUGCCUUUCUGGCCACGGACACCAAACACAAAGAUGCUUCUAAAAAGAAAGCGUCGAAGACGAAGAAGGCCACGACCGAAGAUAACUCUCGCUCUCUGGACUCCCAAGUCCAUGGAAGUAGUGCACGAGCACACGUUAGAGACUUCUGGGCGGAUGACGACGACGACGGGGAAGUGAAUAAGAUGCUCCUAUCAGGAGGCGGGCGCCAGGCCAGGGUUACCCUCCAGGAUGUUAAAGCCACGUUAGGCCGAGCUAACGCCACCCGUCAGUCCGGCAGGCCGAACAUCCUGAGCCAGAUUGAAACCGCCGACGAUCUAAGCAGCAGAAUCAGACCAGUUCCACUCCCAACGGGGGCCUUGGUACCAACUAAAACUGUGUCAGACCAGCUGCCCUGCACCAGUUCACAACACGCAGAGCUACAAUCAGUCACGAGGAACAGUUUGAUGUCCAAACAAGGGUCCCUAAUCCCCCGGCACCAGCCCGAGCUAACCUCCCCGGCAGCUCCGCUCGUCUCUGGCCAGCUGUCGUCUCAGGUGAGCAAAGCCACGCCUCCUCUACGUGCCGUCGCCACCAACGAGGGGCUGAAGGUCACGAGACUCCUCACGAUAUCACCAUCGCGCACAGCGUUUUCCAGCCCUCUGCCGGCAGCGAGGCCGGAGACACCGAGAGCUGGCGAUGGGUUGAAGUCGCAGCUCGAGGCCAGGAAACUAAACACUGCUGAUAAAGGAACCACAGAUGCUCUGACACAGAGGAGUCUUGGACAGGUGAGACUGAGGGAGUUGCCCGAGUGGCUGGCCUGCAAAACCCCCAGGCACCCAGGAGAUGUGGUGGGAAUGGUGCAAAGUGGCUGGCAGUGGUAUUACAAGAGGUAUAUUGAUGUGAAGAAAGGUGGUGCAGGUGGACUGGGCAUGUUGUUAGCAGGAUACUGUGUGCUCGGCUACAUCUGGAACUACCCUCAUAUAAAGCGUGAUCGCUGGAGGAAGUACCACUGAUGUCGAGGGAAGCUGUUUCGGACAAGCGUGACUCUUGUGUGAGGAAACCGCAGCUGUGGCAGAGCGAGGCUUCAGGACUCGGUGGCAUCUGUUCUGCUCGUACCAUCGACAAUGAAUCCAAACAGUUGCACAGGAUUUAUGUUUGAGACGUGGAGACUUGGUGGUCAACGUGGUCGCUCUCCCCUCUACAACCUUUUAAUAUGAAGCUACAGCUAGCUGCUGGUAUGCUUAGCUUAGCAUAAAGACUGGAAACAGGAGAGCCUUGCUUUGUUAAUCGUAACAAAAUUCAUCUACCAGCACUUAAAUUAAAUCUCUUAUUUGUUUAUUCCAUAAAAAUAAAAAUAGGCUUUAAAAAUAGCUGUUCCCCAUCUUUAUGCUAAACUAGCCUGUAGCUUUAUACUGUGGACACAUAUGGGGAGUGUGGUAUCUAUCAUCCUAUUUAACUCCUCACCAGAAAGUGAACAAGCUCAUUUUCCAAAAUGUUGAACUAUUCCUUGAACAACUGGAAGAGUUGUGAUUCUGAUACCAGCAGUUUUGUUUUAUUUAUUCACUUAUUUAUGUUUAUCUAAGUUGUUAACUUAAGUUUUCUUUGUCUCUUAUUUCAGUUUGAGAAGGGGAAAAUGUCCACAGCGGAACUAGAAAUGAGUUUCUAUUGGAUAAGCGAUUCCCCGGAGCUCCACUAGGGGUCAGUGUUGCGUCACCAAAACCAAAUGGGCUGGGCAGUCAAACGUUUGCUUUGCAUAGUUUUCUUAGCUCCUUUGUGUGGAGGCAUUAGUGCCGGGGUCAAUGGAAGGAUUAAAGAGAACCAAGAGAUUUUCAACUUUGAUUAAAAUCUUUACUCUGGCAGCCCAGAUGGAGAGGAACAUGAAAAUCAAAAUAUCCUUAACUUCAGUAGCCGUCCAAAGAUCGUAUCUGUGUAGCAGAGGGUUUCAAAUCUGUUUUUCUUUUGCAAAUGCUUCCCUUGUCACAUGAUGUUAUUAUGCAUGCUUAUUCCGGUCGGUGCCAGUAAGUGAACACUCGCAGAAUAGCAAUGGGGGGGACGCUGAAGGAGGUUCUCAUCAGGACUAGACCAGUUUGUUAUCGUAUUCAAAAUGAAUUUAUUGUUGACUCUCCUUGCCGCUGCAGUGAACACACAUUAGCUACAAAUUAAGAAAUUACACCUUCUUCUUUUUUUUUCCCUAACAGUUUUUCAUGAUGUCGCAUUCUUAGCCAACACAAUAAAAAAUAAUUUCCA